GUAUAGUUUGAGGCAAUCCGGAGACUCGAGAAUGCGAGUUUUUGAAUUAUUGGGAAGUGUGCUUGAAUUGUGAAUUUGAGAUACUGUCGUUGAGAACGAGGCUGGUAAUUGAAGACUUCGUGAGUGGAUUUUGUUGCUGAGAUGGCUAAGAAACGCGCAUCUUCAUCUGCUAAACGUGGUCUUGGAUGUGAGCGGUACCCGCGGUGGUAGACAAGCUAGUGCUCAUCAGACUAGAGCUCAGACUAGGACUCAGGCCACUCCUUAGCCUGAAGUUGUGAAUGGGGUCAGCCCCGAGUUGCGUCAGAGCAAGUGCAGGAACAAGUGGUUCAGAACACUCCACCAGCACUAGCUGCUACCCUUACUAUUGCUAUGCCCGCAGAUGUGGUGACCAGAUUAUUGAAUGUGUUGGAGGCAUUGGCGCCUAAUCAUGGUGGAAUUCCAGGUCCUCAGGCUACUUCACAAGCACAAGCUCAAGUUCAGUUGAAUGUUGCAGCUAAUCAGACACCUCAGUUGGCCCCUCAACAGGUUGUCCAGUCUGCAGGCAAUCCAAGGAGUUUAAGAAUUUUAUGGAUCUUAAGCCACCAGAGUUUGAUGCUUCACCUACUUCUAUUGAACCUCAGAAGUUCAUUGAUCGUUGUGAAAAGAUAUUGACUACGUUGGGGCUGAAGGAGACUCGUGGUGUGGAAUUUGCCACUUUCUUAUUCUCAGGGUCUGCAGAGUCUUGGUGGAUUUCGAUUCAGAGAGGUAGACAAGCAGGGUUACCACCUAUUACUUGGUCAGAAUUUUUAGCACUGUUUAAGGACAGGUUUAUUCCAUUAAGCAAGCAAGAUGACAUGAGACGUCAGUUCAAUAAUCUGCGGCAGGGAACUAUGACCGUUACAGAAUAUGAGGCCAAGUUUACAGAUUUAUCCAGGUAUGUACCUUAUUUGGUAGAGGAUCCGAGAGAGAAGGUGAGACGAUUUGUGGAUGGACUUGAGCAUCGCUACCGUGGUCCUGUGGUACGAGAUGUGCGAUAUGGUACCUAUUCCGAUGUAGUUGACACUGCUCUCCGUUACGAGUCCUAUCUAGAGAUGGAUAAAGUUGAGCGUGAAAGCAAAAAGUCACGUAACACAGGUGGGUUUAGUGGUGCUCCAUCUGGGGGCAAGAGUGGUUUUUAUCGUGGGCAGUCCAGAUCUACUCAGUCAGAAUCAGUGGUGCAGUCUUCUAGUGGUUAUUCCGCUAGACAGGGCCAGCAGCAGAUGCAGAGGAAGGGUAAUAGCUCAUAUCAGUCAGGUUAUCAUCCGAGGUGUUCUAACUGUGGUAGAAAUCACAGUGGUCGUUGCUUUGGGGCAGAUGGGGCUUGUUUUACUUGUGGUGAAAAGGGGCAUAUUGCUAAAUACUGUCCUAAAGGAAAUUCUGGUGCUAGUCGAGCUACUACACAGCCGCAGGGAACUACUACAGCUACACAGGGUCAGAUUCAGCCAGCUAGGACCGCUCCACAGGGUGCUCGUGGACAGGGUCGACAGGGUGCACAGGUUGCUCAGGGAGGGGGUGGACCGCCGAGAUUCUUUGCUAUGACCAGACAGGAUGUCGAGGCAUCUAAUGCAGUAGUCACAGGUAUUAUUACUAUUGGGUCUCAUGGUGCAUAUGCUCUUAUUGAUCCCGGUUCUACGUAUUCGUAUGUAUCUCCUUCUUUUUGCUAUAUUCUUAGAACGGGGAGUUGAGUCUAUUAGUGUGCCGUAUGUGGUAGAAACCCCAGUGGGGGGGAGUAUAUUAGUGGAUAGAGUUUAUAGAGAUUGUGUGAUAUCCGUUCAGGGCAGGGACACCGUAGUUGAUCUAUGUGUGUUACCGAUGUCCGCUUUCGAUGUGAUUAUGGGCAUGGAUUGGUUGGCAUCAUGUUAUGCAUCGGUUGAUUGCUAUGCUAAGCUUAUACGUUUUAAUUUUCCUGGAGAAACUUUAGUGUGGAAAGGCAUGAUCCCUGUGACUCAAGGAAAAAUAAUAUCUUAUGUAAAGGCACGUCGAAUGAUUAAUCAUGGGUGCUUGGGUUUUAUUGCCACCGUUCAUGAUACUCGAGCGGAGAAUGUUACUAUUGAUAGUGUUCCUGUUGUUCGCGAAUUUGCGGAUGUUUUUCCUGAAGAUUUACCCGGCCUACCCCCCAUGAGAGAAAUCGAGUUCAGCAUUGAUUUAGUUCCAGGGACUCAACCUAUCUCUAUUCCUCCAUAUCGUAUGGCUCCAGCCGAGUUGAGAGAACUGAAGGUUCAACUCCAAGAGCUACUUGAUAAGGGGUUCAUUAGGCCUAGUGUAUCGCCUUGGGGUGCACCCGUGUUAUUUGUGAAAAAGAAAGAUGGCACGAUGAGAAUGUGCAUUGACUACAGGCAACUGAACAAGGCGACUAUCAAGAAUAAGUAUCCAUUACCUCGUAUUGAUGAUUUGUUUGAUCAACUGCAGGGUGCUACUCAUUUUUCCAAAAUUGACUUGAGAUCAGGUUAUCAUCAGCUGAGAAUCAAGACUGAAGAUAUCUCCAAGACAGCUUUUCGGACAAGAUAUGGGCACUUCGAAUUUUUG
Lycium ferocissimum is the source of this 2544-nucleotide messenger RNA. RefSeq lists its product as uncharacterized. Lineage: Eukaryota; Viridiplantae; Streptophyta; Magnoliopsida; Solanales; Solanaceae. Bases 567 to 1703 code for a protein of 378 amino acids. The record is from RefSeq and is a predicted model, not a curated record. Gene Ontology annotation, molecular function: zinc ion binding; nucleic acid binding. The transcript is spliced from 3 exons.